Molecule: messenger RNA, 2627 nt
Organism: Hemiscyllium ocellatum (epaulette shark)
Lineage: Eukaryota; Metazoa; Chordata; Chondrichthyes; Orectolobiformes; Hemiscylliidae
Product: UDP-glucuronosyltransferase 2C1-like
Exons: 2
Coding region: 431-2044 (537 amino acids)
Molecular function (GO): UDP-glycosyltransferase activity
Source: RefSeq, a predicted model, not a curated record
UCUCUCUCAAACAUAUCAUUUUGCAACUGAGUAGCCUUAAUCAUUCUCGCCGUAAAUCAGCUUUUCUUCUCUCACAACUCCAGCGUCUGCAGUCCUCACUUCCUUCUAGUUAAAAUCUUUGCCUGUUUCCGAAAACGCAUUGCUUCUUUCCGAUUUCAGAAAUAAACGAUUAAUUCCAGAGGCAGUGAUAAACAAGAGGAGACACUCCAUCCGAAUGUGGACUUCGCGCUAACGAAAAGAUCAUUGCGAUAUGUGAAUAUUAGAUCACACGCACAUCAAUAUUAACAAGAAGAAAGUUACUUAGACUUUGGACCUGCCAAUAAUAUUGAGUUGUUGUAUUCUUUGUUUUAGCUGAGCUCUGGGUGAAUGUUCACACACGAUUUACUGCAGUCCUUCAUCAGUAAGAUCUGGAUAUCACUUAUUUUGGACAAUGGAGUGCCCUGGAUGGAAAUGCAGAUAUCAAAUUGCAUAUAUUGUUAGUAUCAUCAUCAGCAUAUCUUACCCUGUAACACAGGGAGCUAAUAUAUUGGUUGUACCUGCUGAGGGAAGUCACUGGGUUAAUAUGAGAAUUCUAAUGGAGGAACUGAAAGUUCAUGGGCACAACAAUACUGUGUUUUAUUUCUCAACGUUUUGGUAUGCUGAAGAGAUGCCUGACUUAUAUCGAUCGAUUGUCAUUCAGCUGCAAGGAGAUGUUGGGAAAACUACAAGUCAAACGAUUUCGCAAGAUUUUAUACAAAAAUCUAUGAAUGUUUUACAGAAUGGUUCCACACUGUUGAGUUUCAUCAAGCACCAAUAUAAACUAAUGACAACAGUCCACAUUGCUCAUACUUACCUUCAAAAUCUUAUCCAUGCUGCUUUUCAGAACAAGAGUUUGUUAAAUGAACUUGGAAAUGCACACUUUGACAUGAUCAUUGCUGAUCCUGUUUUCCCUGUCGGUCCAAUGCUUGCUUAUUAUUUGAAGCUGCCUUUGGUGUAUAAUGUUCGUUGGCUCACUGAUGGAGAAGCUCAUUUUCUAUCUGCCCCAUCACCACUGUCCUAUGUCCCAGUCCUUGGUUCAAAAUUGACAGAUAAAAUGAGUUUCCUCCAAAGAACUAAAAAUUUCAUAUUAUAUUUUCUUCAAACUUCUGUUACAGGUUUUAUUUUUCAUCCAAUGUACAAUGAACUCUGCCAUCGCUAUCUGGGCCCAGACACAGACAUUGAGACUCUUCUCCUAAGGGCAGAUGUGUGGCUGAUGAGAGUAGACUUUAUAUUUGAAUUCCCGAGACCCACCAUGCCCAAUAUUGUUUAUAUUGGAGGAUUCCAGUGUAAACCACCCAAACCUCUAGAGGCAGAGUUUGAGGAGUUUGUCCAGUCCUCAGGGGAACAUGGGGUUAUUGUCAUGUCAAUGGGGACUAUUGUCAGUUCUUUGCCAAUGCAUGUUACAAUGCAAAUAGCAGAGGCCUUUGCUCAAUUACCUCAGAAGGUUAUCUGGAGACACAAUGGAGAGACCCCUCCCAACAUUGGAAAUAAUACCCUACUGGCAAAAUGGAUCCCUCAGACUGAUCUACUUGGACACCCUAAGACAAGAGCCUUCAUUGCCCAUGGUGGCACCAAUGGGCUUUAUGAAGCCAUCUAUCAUGGAGUGCCAGUAGUUGGCAUACCUCUAUUUUAUGACCAGUUUGAUAAUUUACUCAGACUUGAAGUCCGAGGUGCAGCAAAAGUGAUGAACAUUGCAACCAUGCAGUCAACAGAUCUACUGCAGGCAAUUAAUGAGGUUAUAUAUAACACCUCUUAUCGGGAGAACAUGCAGAAACUCUCUGCUCUCCACAGAGACCAACCCGAGUCUCCAAUGGAGAGAGCUAUUUUCUGGAUUGAGUACGUUGCCCGACACAAAGGGGCAGCACAUUUACGCUCAGAAUCUUACCGACUCCCCUGGUACGUUUACUAUUGUGUAGAUGUGAUGAUCUUCCUGGUGUCUUUGUUCCUCAUGGGUACAGUGGUGACAGUCCUACUACUGAGAAAUCUUUGUUACAUCUCUCGGAAGGAAAAGCAAAAAACCCAGUAAGAUUAAUGUGGUUGAAUUGAAAAAGAUGCUUUGAUAAUUUUCAAUUUAUCAAUGGUCAUUUCAUCCAGUAUCUAAUUCAUUCCAUCCAAUUGGCAUUAAUUUGAAUUAAUGCUUUGAGGAAAGUAUCACAGGAGUGACAUGCCAGUUAAUACUAGACCUCGUGAAUAGAUGCAGACAUGGACAUGGUGUACUUAAAUUUUAAAGAAACAGUGCCUUGUCCAAAACAAAUCAUCAUAUUAGUUCACGCACGAUCAUGAAUUUAAAAUAAAGACACAUGACAACAAGUUAUAGUCAAACAGGUUUAUUUGAAAUCACAAACUUUCAGAGUUCUGCUGCUUCAUCUGAUGAAGGAGCAGCACUUCAUAAGCUUGUGAUUUUAAAUAAACCUGUUGGACAAUAACCUGGCAUCAUGUGACUUCUGACUUUGUCCACCCCAGUUCAACACCGGCACCUUCACCUGUUGGUUAAAAUGAGACUGAGGAAUUUGGAAUUCAUUGGCAGAGGAGACAAUGUUUGUCACAAUUUGUUGAUCUACUGUAUCCAGUUGAAUUUUCCCAAUAAAAUUCUAUCCUUUUUUGUUUUA